Talpa occidentalis (Iberian mole) is the source of this 577-nucleotide messenger RNA. RefSeq names its product 40S ribosomal protein S14-like. The record is from RefSeq and is a predicted model, not a curated record. Gene Ontology annotation, biological process: maturation of SSU-rRNA from tricistronic rRNA transcript (SSU-rRNA, 5.8S rRNA, LSU-rRNA); translation; ribosomal small subunit assembly. The transcript has a single exon. Bases 50 to 505 code for a protein of 151 amino acids. Lineage: Eukaryota; Metazoa; Chordata; Mammalia; Eulipotyphla; Talpidae. Gene Ontology annotation, cellular component: cytosolic small ribosomal subunit; ribosome. Gene Ontology annotation, molecular function: mRNA 5'-UTR binding; structural constituent of ribosome; small ribosomal subunit rRNA binding.
UAAUAUUUGGUAGCUUUCCGGUGGCGGAGUCUGGAGAAGACGCGCAGAAAUGGCACCUCGCAAGGGGAAGGAAAAGAAGGAAGAACAGGUCAUCAGCCUCGGACCUCAGGUGGCUGAAGGAGAAAACGUAUUUGGUGUCUGCCACAUCUUUGCAUCCUUCAAUGACACUUUCGUCCACGUCACUGAUCUCUCUGGCAAGGAAACCAUCUGCCGUGUAACCGGUGGGAUGAAGGUGAAGGCUGACCGAGAUGAAUCCUCGCCAUAUGCUGCUAUGUUGGCAGCCCAGGAUGUGGCACAGAGGUGCAAGGAACUGGGUAUCACUGCCCUCCACAUCAAACUCCGGGCUACAGGAGGAAAUCGGACCAAGACUCCUGGACCUGGGGCACAGUCAGCCCUCAGAGCCCUUGCCCGCUCAGGAAUGAAAAUUGGGCGGAUUGAGGAUGUCACCCCCAUCCCCUCUGAUAGCACCCGCAGGAAGGGGGGUCGCCAUGGUCGCCGUCUGUGAACAGGACUCGUCAAAUUAUUUUCUGUUAAAAUAAAUUGCCUUCUUGUAAACCAAAAAAAAAAAAAAAUAAUA